Molecule: messenger RNA, 874 nt
Organism: Polyodon spathula (Mississippi paddlefish)
Lineage: Eukaryota; Metazoa; Chordata; Actinopteri; Acipenseriformes; Polyodontidae
Gene: lgals2b
Product: lectin, galactoside-binding, soluble, 2b
Exons: 4
Coding region: 99-506 (135 amino acids)
Molecular function (GO): carbohydrate binding; laminin binding
Source: RefSeq, a predicted model, not a curated record
CGCUCAGCCGGCGGUGCGGUAUUUAUAACCCCGCCCAGGUUUCAUCAACCGAAUGCGGAUUGAGCGAAACUUCGGAUAGAAUUGAUAGAACCGCUAUCAUGAGUUCUAAGCUGUACAUUAAAAACUUUGAGUUUGCCCCAGGGCAGGUGCUGAAGAUUAAGGGCAUCAUAGAACCACAAACCAAAAGUUUCGUGUUCAAUGUCGGUCGGUCGGACGAUGAGUUCUCCCUGCAUUUCAACCCCCGCUUCGACGAGCACGGAGACACCAACACCAUCGUGUGCAACUCCAGAGUGGGCGGGGCCUGGGGGGCGGAGCAACGAGACCACGCCUUCCCCUUCAAACACGGAGAGGAAGUGAAGGUCUUUAUCUAUUACAAGCCAGACUCCUUCGAGGUGAAAGUGUUCGAUGAGUCGCUGCUCAAGUUUCCAAACCGCUGUGGCGACCAGAAGCUAGCCUUCCUGGGAGUGGAUGGAGGAUUCAGAGUCGUCUCCUUCAAGGUCCAGUAAAAACUGGGAGCAAACCACUGCUAGGCAAGCAACAGCGUCUACAGCCACGUCCAAAGGUUUUGCAUCACUCGCUAUAUAGAGUGAACUUGCUUUGAAUGGACUACGGCUCCCAGCAUGCCUCUGCACCCGCGGCAAUGGCGAGGCACGCUGGGAGCUGUAGUUCUUUAUGCUGUGGGUCACAAGAUACAGACCUCAAGGAAAAUUUAUCAUAGGGGCAACAGACAUGCCCCUGACUAAUUGAAAACCUGAAUGUAAAAAUUAACUCAUUCAUUUCUGUAAUUUUUUUUUUCCAUAUGUUAAACUAAACAAUACUGAAAUAUUUGUUGCAAAUCUAUCUGGGAUUAACAAUAAAAAUACCAGAAGCCAAA